Durusdinium trenchii is the source of this 1151-nucleotide messenger RNA. The record is from the annotation of a GenBank genome assembly. NCBI's taxonomy places the organism in Eukaryota, Dinophyceae, Suessiales, Symbiodiniaceae.
GAAACACUCGACAUUCUCACCAGACACAUGCCGAGCUGAUGACCGCCCUCCGGUUGCUGGGCAGUGUGCAGGCUCUUGGGCGUCGGUCAGCUUUUGCCAGCUUGUCAGCCAAGUUGCCGCGACAUCGUUCGCGACGUGCGGUGAAACCGGCGGAGACUGGAGAGGCAACGCAGCUUGGCUCUCUGCCCGAGUGGCUUUUUGAAGAUCGGCCUGUUUGGGUGGAGGCCUUGCUGCGUUUCUUGGGAGAACCCAACCUUCUUGUGGUGCGCCUUGGAGGUGCAAAGCGCAACCAACAUCUACGGCCUGCGAAAGGGCGGGUACCAGAGUUGCAGGAACUUUCGAUGCCUAGUGAAGAGCUGCGGGGGUGGGCCCGGCAGGAGCUGCAAAAGGUCGGGGGAAGCCGGAGUGCGAAAGUCAGGCAAAGGAUAAAAGUAUUCUGUGAAUCUGACAGAUUGUAGAAACAAUCAGCUUCAGUGUGAGCAGCACCGUCGAUUCCUUUGCACGCGUGCCUAAGAGUUUAGUAUAAGCUUGGUAAACUCAAAUCACUCCAGCUUUUUGUACAGAAACAUCGGAAAAGCUGCAUUGGCGGUUGUUUGCAAAAUUGAGGUGUCCCGAAGAUUCUGCAUUGUCAGCCCCAAAAUGACAGCCUGAGAGUGUUGUGACAAUGUCGAGCACAGUCAAACACAGGCAGCGGAUGAAGGUCGCCAGGCAGGGCCUUGCCCACUUGCCUGACAAGCAGUUUCAGUGCUGUGGUCACUUUAAGAGAGUCACUAUGAAGAGUGACUGUCCCAGCACAUGCAGAAGGGUUUGUUUGACUUUAUGUGUGUUGGAUUAAAUUCAUAUCACUUGGGCAGAGCCACCUUUCUUUUAGCAUCUUUUAGCUAUAUUUGGCAAAUUAUUUUGCAAAGGUCUGGGUGAUCAAAGCACUGUUCAACAGGUAGCUCUUGUCCCUGAAGAUCCUUUUGAUUACACUGACACAUAUGUGAAAGAUGCCUCAAGCCACCCACAGCAACGAUUGGGUGUUGAUGUGCCUACAGCGACGGCAACAUCGGCCAUUGACAGGCUCUUCGUUCCAUGGGCUUUCAUCGUGUGGCGAACCUUCACACCCAGGCCUUUCUACAGCAACUGCAAUCAAUACGACAAGUGCCGAU